Messenger RNA from Nezara viridula (southern green stink bug), 971 nucleotides. The record is from the annotation of a GenBank genome assembly. Lineage: Eukaryota; Metazoa; Arthropoda; Insecta; Hemiptera; Pentatomidae.
AUGGGUGCGAAGAUCUUAGUGAAGAAGCUAGUGUCUAAAGUGGAUGUGACGGGGAUGUUGGUCAAAGCCAAGUUCUACACCUCCUUGUGCCUGGGCACUACGGCCAUCCUGUCUGUGUUCGCGUUCCUAUUCUUGAUACCCUUCGUCGUAGACCCUGCCAUUUCGACCAUCCUAGCCGACUACGAACCUGAGCCGGUGACCUGCGUCGCCGUAGAGCAUGUCUACGCCGAAGGACUGAGCAAUUGUUCCUGGGCCUCUUGCAGGGAAGGCUGCACCACGGCUGCCCUACGCUGCCACCAGAUCCUUGUCAAUUACACUAAAACACCUUUCGAGCACUGGCAAAAGGGGACUGUUGAUUUGGAUUCAGUUGAAUGGGACGUUGGGGAGACCAGAUUCUUCAUCAACACUGAGGGUUGUGGAUAUCCACCAACUGUAAACUGCACUACAUUUUCCAAGAAGUAUGGCUACUCAAACAUUGGAGUCCCUUUUCCCUGCUACUACAGCAGGACAUAUCCGAACAUGGUGGUGGCCAGGUACUCGUGGGACGACAACCUCAGGCAUCUCAUCUUGUCUCUGGUCAUCCCUAACUUCUUGUUUGCAUUCUCCGUUGGUGUACUGAUCUACUGGUACUGCCCCUCUUGCAACAGGUCCCGUCCGACCCUCGACACAUCCUCCUACGUUGAAAGCUUCCACUCUAAACACGAGUAAGCCCCAGUUUGUCAUCACCUAGGCCCGAAGUAGAUCCCCCAGAUUCCUGGAAGAAGAGGAGGAAGAUUUUGACGAGGAGGAAUAUUGAUAUUUACUUCGGAGGAGCAUUGAAAGCUCUCGGACACCGCAGGUCAACCAUCGGAACAUAUGCUCAAAUGGCCAAAUAUCCCCAAACUUAAUCACUUGAUUCUUCAUUUCAUUUCUCAAGAUGUCUACAACUUCUUCAAUUUCUUCUUCCUUUCAUUCUUCUACUCUAUAUUCUC